AUGAGUCGCCCGCAGAGCCCUUCGCGCGGCGCCGGCUCCCACCCGGGCGGAAAGGAGGCGCGCAAGCGGGCCGCCACUCUCCUCCCGGCUCUACGAGGGCAGGCGGCCGCGGCGGGGCAUCCGAAACCACUCCAGGGCGACCGCGGGCGCGGGGGGCGCCGGCUGCUCGCUGCCUUCCCGGGCCGGCGGCGGCGCGGGGCGCGUGGACGGGCCGCUCUCCCCGCCUCCUUCUCCCGCGGCUCGGCGUCCGGCCGCUCGGGGCAGCGCCGCGCCUAG
Rangifer tarandus platyrhynchus (Svalbard reindeer) is the source of this 276-nucleotide messenger RNA. The record is from the annotation of a GenBank genome assembly. NCBI's taxonomy places the organism in Eukaryota, Metazoa, Chordata, Mammalia, Artiodactyla, Cervidae.